Messenger RNA from Macrobrachium nipponense, 1203 nucleotides. RefSeq lists its product as uncharacterized. The record is from RefSeq and is a predicted model, not a curated record. The transcript has 5 exons. The coding region runs from base 54 to 1178 and encodes 374 amino acids. NCBI's taxonomy places the organism in Eukaryota, Metazoa, Arthropoda, Malacostraca, Decapoda, Palaemonidae.
AGACAGCAGUCGCUCCUCGUUCGUAGUUGGGCCCAAGUUUCAUCUUCCAAAAAAUGGCACAAGUUAGCGGAAUAACCGGAAGACUGACCAUCAUUCUACUCGUGUCAUUUUACUUGAACAGCUGUCAUGGACUUAAGCAAAGGCGUCAGACACCAGAGGGAGACGAAACCUUCCGCUUCUGCGGAAACGAGCAUUUUCCUGGCCUUUGCUUCACUGCAGAGAAAGCCGCCAAGCACAACUGUCUCUCGCUAGAAGAAGAUUUCAAUUGCCCGGAUGAGACUCUCUGCUGUAAUCUGCCCGGAGGAAAGUCUUCCCAGGAAGACGAAAGAGAGGCAGCUGAGACGUUGCUUGCUAAGCGUUCCCUCACGGAAGACGACACUGACUUUGACCCUGAAGAAGAAAGUGAUGAAAAUCUGGAGACGAGGGUUAGAAGGGAAGACGUGGAGGAGAAAGACCCGAACAAGAUCUCGAAAAAACCCGGAAGUAGAAAUGGAGACAGAGCUCCCAUGUCUCAGGAUGGGAGAAAACGAGGGGAGGCCGGUACAGACAGUCAGAGUGGCAGAAGGGACAAUGCGAAUCAGGGCAAAGGAAGGAAUGGCCCUAGAAAAGCUGCCAACACAAACGACGCUGGAUCACCAUCAGCAAAGGAUAACAAAGACUCGAAGAAGGUGUCUGUCAAACAACAGACCUGCAAGAUGACCAAGAUAUGCAAGAGGAGGAGCGGCACUUGCAGGACGAAAUGCCUCUCUGGCGAGACAGCGAAGGGCAAAUGCAGAGGGAAGGGCUGCAUGUGUUGCAUCACAGCCGCAAGCUGUACUCAGACGUCGCAGUGUAGUGGAGUGUGUGUUGCGAAAAAAAAAGACUGCAGCGGUAUCUAUAAAAAAAGGUCUGGAUGUAAUGGAUCCCGAAACUGUGGCUGCUGCAUAAGUUGCACAUCUACUGCCCAGUGUAAGAAGGCUAAAGGCAAAUGCGCCGCUAAAUGCAAGAAGAGUGAGAGGGAGGUCCCCAGUGGGUGUACCGGAGAUGCUUCCUGCCUCUGUUGCGGGAAAAAGUGCCAGCCUAAACCUGGAUGCACAGCCGCGGGCGGAACUUGUGUUGAGAAGGAGGCGGACUGUGCUGGAAUAUUCCAGCUAAAUGGCUGCAAGUUCGGUUGCCAUUGUUGUGCUCCCAGUAAGUAGAGCAAAGCAGGUUCAAGUAAACAUA